AUGGACUCUCUUCCUCAUGUGGUGGAAGAUUGCGCGGGCCUCCUCCAGCUCUUCAGCGACGGCUCCAUUUUCCGGCGACGCGAAAAUAUGAACUUUUCCAUUGAGGUCCAGGACGACGGCACCGUCGUCUGGACGGACCUCCCGUACGACGAAGAGCACGGCCUCCGCCUCCGCAUCUACAAGCCCCGCUCGCCGCUGCCCGUCCCCCUUCCCGUCCUCUUAUUCUUCCGUGGCGGCGGGUUCUGCCUCGGCGACCGGACGUGGCCGGACGCCCACAUCAGCUGCCUCCGGCUGGCGUCGGGGCUGGGGGCGGUGGUGGUGUCUCCGGACUACCGCCUCGCGCCGGAGAACAGACUUCCGGCCGCCGUGGAGGACGCCCGGAGGUCCGUGGUGUGGCUGAGGGAGCAGGCGCUGGGGGCCGAUGGCAGCGGAGGCGGGUGGCUGAGACGGGGGGAGGUGGACUUCGGGAGGGUGUUCGUGGUUGGGGACUCCUCCGGCGGGAACCUGGCACGCCAGCUGGCGGUGGAGCUCCGGCGGGGAUCUCCGGGGAUGGAGCCGUUGCGGGUGAGGGGGUACGUGCUGAUGGCGCCGUUUUUCGGCGGGACAGCGAGGACAAAGUCGGAAGCCGAGGGGCGGCCGGAAAAGCUACUUAAUCUGGAGACGCUGGAUAGAUUUUGGAGGCUAUCGCUGCCGAUUGGGAGCACAGCAGACCAUCCAUCGGCCAACCCAUUUGGGCCGUCAAGCCCAAAUCUGGAGUCCGUGGAACUUGACCCAAUGCUUGUGCUAGUGGGCGGGUGUGAAGUGAUGAAGGACAGAAUUGAAGACUACUACAAAAGAUUGAAAGAUAUGGGCAAAGAAAUCGAGUACGUUGAGUAUGAAGGGCAGGAGCACGGUUUUCUCUACAUUCAACCUUUCUCUGAAAUGGCCAACAAAGUUUUACAAGAUAUUAAUCAAUUUAUACACAAAAAUUCCAUCUAA
Molecule: messenger RNA, 978 nt
Organism: Striga hermonthica
Lineage: Eukaryota; Viridiplantae; Streptophyta; Magnoliopsida; Lamiales; Orobanchaceae
Source: the annotation of a GenBank genome assembly